Molecule: messenger RNA, 664 nt
Organism: Otolemur garnettii (small-eared galago)
Lineage: Eukaryota; Metazoa; Chordata; Mammalia; Primates; Galagidae
Gene: HINT2
Product: histidine triad nucleotide binding protein 2
Exons: 5
Coding region: 80-571 (163 amino acids)
Cellular component (GO): cytoplasm; mitochondrion
Molecular function (GO): hydrolase activity
Source: RefSeq, a predicted model, not a curated record
CUGCCUGACUGCCCGCCUCUGGCCGCGGCGGAGCCUAGUGCGGGCCCUGGUUGCGCGAGGUUCCCGCGCCUUCGGGAAGAUGGCGGCGGCCGUGGUGUUGACCGCCGGCUUGCGCGCGGCGCGCAGAGCCAUGGCAGUCGCGGGGCCGCGAGGGGCGCAGGGCCGAAGAGUUGCAGGUGUGACUAAUGGGAAUGAAGUGGUCAAGGCCCAACAGGCAGCUCCUGGAGGAGCAGCCCCAACCAUCUUCUCCCGGAUCCUGGACCGAAGCCUCCCAGCUGACAUUCUAUAUGAGGACCAGCAGUGUCUUGUGUUCCGUGAUGUAGCCCCUCAGGCUCCUGUGCACUUCCUGGUCAUUCCUAAGAAGCCUAUUCCUCGGAUUAGCCAGGCCGAAGAAGAAGACCAGCAGCUUCUAGGACACCUACUCCUUGUGGCCAAGAAGAUAGCAAAGGCUGAGGGGUUAGGAGAUGGAUACCGACUUGUGAUCAAUGAUGGGAAGCUGGGCGCACAAUCUGUGUAUCACCUGCAUCUUCACGUACUUGGAGGCCGACAGCUCCAGUGGCCUCCAGGUUGAAUCUACAAACUGACCUAGGAUCCCAGACCUGGAUGCUUGGAUGGGGAAGGGAAAGGAGGAUUCUGUGAUGCUAAUAAACCUGCUCUCCCUCAA